Messenger RNA from Ooceraea biroi (clonal raider ant), 5830 nucleotides. Its product is annotated as ubiquitin carboxyl-terminal hydrolase 31. Gene Ontology annotation, biological process: protein deubiquitination. The record is from RefSeq and is a predicted model, not a curated record. Gene Ontology annotation, molecular function: cysteine-type deubiquitinase activity. Lineage: Eukaryota; Metazoa; Arthropoda; Insecta; Hymenoptera; Formicidae.
GUACUCUGCAUUUUUAUACAAUAUAUACAACAGGAUCCAAGCAAAUCGAUUUAGUAUAAUAGUUUGGUCUUAUUGUAACUUUGUCCAAACCUAAAAUUUUAAACAUUUACUUUUCAAUUUAAGCGCAUCUUAAUUCUAAAAUACGAACACCAUCUUAUUCAUAAUUUGAAUAAACCGCUAUAUUUUAUCAACAUUAUCAACCACAGUGAGAGAAGAGAUUUAUGUUACCGACACAGUAAUAUACAGUUCAUAAUUUCACGAGGCGCCACGCUGCCGCUUUCGACGUGCCGCCGCAGUCGCGUCACUUCGCGCAAGCGGAUCAGUCCUAUUUGUGAUCCGUGUUCGGGGCAUCGUGUGAAAUCGUGGAAGCCCGUGAUACGCGGCAAAUGGCCGUCGAUGGCCGCCGUGGUAUCGUUUCCGUGCGAGUUGUUGCGCGUACGACGACGGACGGCUGGUCGUGGAUCCGCGUGAACGCGUCACACGACGUGCGUGCGUCGUGUCGUGUCGCUCGGCCUCGUCGUCGCAACGCCAGGAACGUCGCGGUGGUCCGCGUCGGGGUCGGGAGCAGCGCCGGAACGUGAUGUGAGCGUCGCCGCGGCGGUUUAACCGCGGCCGCCUACACGCGCCGUAGCGAUCUCGCGGGCAGGCGCGCGCGCGCGAACGGCAAACGAGCGGGCGAGCGAAGGAGAGCGCGCGCGCGGGCGAUGAACAACGACGCCGCGGACGGAUCGGAUCGUGGCACGGCGGUGAUGAAAUCUGUGUCCGAGGGCGAGCUGGGCGUGGAGGAAGAGGUUAAACACGCGGAGCCGCGCGGCGCCGCCACGCGACUCAAGCGCACCUUUACACUGCCGAGGAACCCGUUUCAAAGCGCCAGCAGCAGGAUGUCGCGGCGACGUCCGAAGCAACAGCAGCAUCAGCAACAGCAGGCUCACGGCGACUCCAACAAGGACGCCAGCGCGCCCAGUGCCAAGGAGAACAACGCCAGGAACAACGCGCGGCACGCGGAAGGUAUGCAGCAGCUGCAGCGACAGAACGUGACGGGGAGGCUACAUGGCGGCCAAGGCGGCCCGCCGCAGAGCGGCCGCGAGAUCCAGCCGGAGUGCCAGCAGCAGCAGCAGGAGCGGCCGUCCGGGAAGAAGGUGUUCCGCCGGCCCUCGUGGCGGAAGUUCAUCAACAAGAUGGUGCGUCACAUGUCGAGCGUGGGCGCGCAGGGCCACAAGGCCGCGUCACAUCACCGGCGCGCCGCCGGUGUCGACGACCACCAUCACCUCGGCUCGAGCGCGGGCGACAUCAGGGUGCCGCAGCCGCCGCCGCCGUCCUCGCGUCCCGCCCACAUACCGCCCGACCGGGUACCGGGUGUGAUCGGUCUACGCAAUCAUGGCAACACGUGCUUCAUGAACGCCGUGCUGCAGUGCCUCUCGCACACCGACAUCCUCGCCGAGUACUUCGUGCUGGACCAGUACAAGGUGGACCUGUCGCGCCGCAACAAGCUCAACUCGAAGAAGUACGGCACCCGGGGCGAGAUCACCGAGCAGCUCGCCCUGCUCCUCAAGGCGAUCUGGAGCUGCCAGUACGACCCGGAGAUGAGCACCGCCUUCAAGAGCGUCGUCGACAAGUACGGCAGCCAGUACCGCGGCAAUCUGCAGCACGACGCGCAGGAGUUUCUCCUCUGGCUGCUCGACAAGGUGCACGAGGACCUUAAUCAGGCGACCAAGAAGAAGUACAAGAUCAUAAAGAACUCGUUUGGCAGACCCGAUGACAUUGUCGCCGCCGAGACUUUGGCAAACCACGUGCGUUGCAACAACUCCUUCGUGCAUGCCGUGUUCCAAGCGCAAUUCCGAUCUAGUUUGACCUGUCCGAGAUGUCACCGGCAGUCGAACACCUUCGAUCCUUUCCUGUGUGUGUCGGUGCCAGUGCCGCAGAAUCAUCGUCAGAUGAAUCUCUAUGUGAACGUUCUCUACACAUCGCAGCAACCGCGACAGGUCAAGAUCGGCGUGAGCGUGAAUCAAGCGGCCAAUGUGAGGGAACUCCGGGAGAUCCUGGCUAGUGAUACCGGCGUGGAUGAAAAUCACAUGUUGUUAACCGAGAUCCACGACGAAGGCUUUCACAGAACCUUCUCCGACUGUCAACCUCUGUCCGUGAUCACGGAGAACGAUCCACUUUAUUGCAUCGAACUGCCACAGCUGAAAGAGCCUACGGAGCAGGCGUACAUUCUGUUAGUAUGGAUUAACGUUCUCGUGAAGGGGGAUCUGAGACAACGCUUCGGGAGCCCGUACACGAUGCAGGUGUCACGUGAAACAUCGUACGAGGAUCUGCAAAAGCUUCUGCUCAAGGAGAUGCACAGCACGCUAGUGGACGAUGUUCUGACGACCAGCCAGAGUCCGGGGCUUUUCAAUAUCCGCGUGGCGGAUCCGGCGGCGACGCCGAUCCAAGACGAGCACCCCUGCAUCGAUCCUUGCGUGGAGCAUCCGCUUUACACGGAGCAGAUCGAGCAAGCGUUAGCUCUGUGUGCGGACGAUUCCGGGCCGCAGCACGUGAAGUUGAUCCUCGAGUGGGAUGAGGCGACCAAGCGCGACAUUAUACAGGACGAUAGCGAUCAGAUCGAGGAGCACGCGAGCGUGAAGCAGCUGAAGACCAAUUCCGAGCUGGGCGGUGCAGUCACCCUGGAGGAAUGCUUUGAUCUUUAUACGCGGGCGGAGAUCCUCGGCGCAGAGGACGCGUGGCACUGCCCCUACUGCAACAAGAAGCAAGAAGUUGUGAAGAAGUUGGGCCUGUGGUCGUUGCCUGAUAUAUUAGUCAUACACUUGAAGAGAUUUCGUCAGCAGUCCAAGCAGCGUUCAACGUCCAAGCUGACAAUGCUAGUGGACUUUCCCCUGUACGGCUUUGACAUGACACCGCAUCUCGUCCAUAACGGCGUGCAAGCGACGCAUAACAACGUCACCAGCCUGGGCGGACUAGGCUGGUCGCCGUGGAAGAAACCGCGACCGCGGCAACACAAUAUUCCCAAGUACGACGAGAACGUGUACGAUCUGUACGCUAUAUGCAAUCAUCACGGUCAGGACCUUCAGGGCGGGCAUUACACGGCGUUCUGCCGGAAUCCGUACGACACGCAAUGGUACUGCUUCGACGACACGCGCGUGGAGGCGGUGAACAACACGAAUCUGAUCACGAACUCGGCGUACAUGCUGUUCUACCAGCGCAGAGGCCUGUCCAACAACUCUACGGGGAACUCGUCCGCGGCGUCGACGAGCUCGGCCGGCUCCGGCUUGGAUCACUGGGUAUCGAAGAUGCCGCCGUUUUACUUCAACAACAAGAGUGCCAGCGACGUAACGAACAACAAGCAGAGCAAGUCGCAGGAGAUACUCUGUCAGGAGAAGAUCGUCGAGGAGAAAAACUUGACCAACUUUAACCGAGGUUGCGGUAAUUACGCGACUCUGCAGCCGAAGAAGAGGAACGCGGCGACGGAGACCGAUAUCGGGCAGAUCGAUCACUAUUCCGACGACGAAGCACCCUGCAGAAGAGAAUGGGCCUCUCCAAAACCAGUACGAAAAACUUCGUCUAUUACGUUGACGCCACAUAUAGCGCCAGCAAUAAUCCAGAACGCUAGCAGUGAUCCAAAUACAACAGUGAUACACGAAUCGACGUUGUAACACACGAUAUAAGCCAGACUGCGACGUCUGGCUCGAGCGAUGCUCAAUGUACAGUGCCUGGUGUGCCGUGAUGUUUGACCAACAUCGAAUAGCGGAAUAAAGAGGACAAUUCUGCUAAAAUCCGUAAAUCCGUUAUUUUUCGAUCACCCGACGAGAACGAGAUACCCAAGGACACGACAAGAGAUGCUCGUUCCUCCUCUACCUACGAAUUUAUAGAUGUUUUUUCAUAUGGAAGUGAUGGUGGACUUCAACAAUGUGCUCUUCUUCGCGCAUGCUAUUCCGAAAAAAAAAAAAUGUAACAAAUCUAUAAGUGCAGGCGACUUUGUGAAGACGAUAGAGAGAUACGAGGCAUUAGUGAUUUUUCUAAUUGUAAUAAUGUAUUUGUAUACAGCGCUCGCGUGAAUUGUAUUAUAUGAUAGCUGCUAAGAUAGCUUUUUAAAGACAAAUCUUAUACUCAGUAUGAAAGGCAAAGGAAAGAAUCGCAAGUAAUCUUAAGGGAGAAAAAAGGAAGACCUCUAGUGUUUAUAUAAAAUUAGAUCUUAGAUGCGAUAGGCAACUAAAAAGUUCUACAUAUGUCCAGAGAGAGGGAGGAGUAGAGUAAUUCCCAAAAUGCGAUUUCGUGCGCGAUUCUAACGCGAUUCUCUAUAAUAUCGUUAUGCUAACGAGCGUCACUCGCCGCCGCGUUGUGUCACGAUGAAAGUAUACGACAAUAACGAAAAAAAAAAAAGAAUUUGUACCUUACAGAUCCCCUCUGCUGCGUUCACCACACGCCCGCGUUUCUCCGCUCGAUCGAUCGAUCGUUUCUGGACAUACCGUGUAGCUAUGACUAUUGACUGUCGCUUCGAAUCUAUGCUUAAUUGUAAUAUUUAUAUUCUACUUGUAUCAUAUAUCCACUAGUGGCCUUAUCGAAGUAAUACCGACACACACGCGUCAUUAUAUCAAGCACACUAAUCAUAACUGUCGCUUGGUACAUUUUACUUUAGGCAUCGAGAUUGUUUUACACAAGAGCCACCGAGCCUAUACGAGAUAUAUCAGUUUUGCUAUUCUUCUUUUUUGAUUCGCUUGCUUAGAAGACACACACAACCGCAAAUAAGUUGCAAAUUGUAAGUCGCAAUUCUCAUUCGAGUUCUUCCAACGACUGCGUGGGCACGGUACUCACCGCUAAUUUGACACGGUAGAAUCACGGCAAUCGUUUUCAGAAGACAGAGUGGCUUCUUACAACCCGCGGUUGGUUUUUCAUAGAGAUUAAAGAUACCUGAUGAUUUCCCAGUUCGAAAGAUCAUUCCAAUCGGACGUUGAGUAGAGUGCGAACGAGAGCGAGAGAGAAAGAGAGAGUGUGUGUAAAAGCGAGAAUUUAUGAAUAUAUAUGUGUAUACACACGUACGACUAUAUAGUGAGCGGAAGAUAUUUAAAUUAUUUUGUUGAUUAACAUUUAUUACUAGUCACACGUCAUGCCGCGGAUUCAGGGGUGGGAAGCGCACGUAACGAUGAUUCAGAGCGACAAACAAAAAAAACGAAUGCGUUAAAACCCCUGGUUAAAAAUGAGUUUCGAAGCUGCGCUAAUCGACUGAGGAAUAUACGCAUUAUUAAUAUUAUUACUCCUUAUCCUUUCGUUGAAAUAAAUAGAGGAUAUACAUGUAUGAGUGAAAUCGGAUCAUUCCAUUUUGUGCACGUUGCGUAAUGUAACUUUGUCGUUCUUGAUCCACGACUGUCGUGCCGCCCGUCGUAAGCGUCGCAUUUUGUUACACGUUUAUAAAGGAGAAAAAAACGAAAAAAAAAAAAAAUAGAAAGAUACAUCUUGCGGUUUAUUGCACAGAUGAUAUAUGCGUAUCUCAUCUUUUUGAAUCUUUAUCUUUUUAGAAUCAGCAUUAACUUAUGCAAAGUUCUCUACUUGUUGAUCAAAUAAAACGGGACUUAAGUAUGAGACGCUGCGACUCUGAGAUAUAUAUUACCGGCAUGAUCAUGCGGAAUCGUGAGUAACUUGACGAGAAAUUGAGAAUAAACACGAUGAGACAAAUGUGCGAAAUGCUUUCCUUUCUAUUACUUUUAGCAAAAUAGAAAGUUUUACAUCUAUAUAAUUUCUAUUACUUUUAGUAAAAUAGAAAAUUUUACAUCCAUAUAACAUUGUGAAAAUAUUUCCGAAUCGUGGAAAGAUAAAGCAUCUGUCUAAUUGCUAAAAA